Molecule: messenger RNA, 1084 nt
Organism: Rhipicephalus microplus (southern cattle tick)
Lineage: Eukaryota; Metazoa; Arthropoda; Arachnida; Ixodida; Ixodidae
Product: transmembrane protease serine 6
Biological process (GO): proteolysis
Molecular function (GO): serine-type endopeptidase activity
Source: RefSeq, a predicted model, not a curated record
UCGCUACGAUCGACCGUCAAGCGACAACCGGACCAGACGCCAUGGAUAUGCGUGCGAUCGUUGUCCUGUUCCUUUUCUGCUGCAUUUCUGGCCUAUAUGCCUCUUUUCCAGGAGCCUCGUUCCCGUUCAAGCCUUACUGCUUGGCCUGUGUGCCUAGCAAUUGCGGCAGGCCCCGCGACCCCUGGGACCUGCUGCCCGGACGCACAUAUGGCGGCUCGAACUCCACCAGGGGGCGUUACCCGUGGCACGCCAUAGUAUAUGCUGAUGGUCAACCCAUUGGUGGUGGAGCCCUGGUGUCCUGCAACUUCGUCCUCACCACGGCCUACCUCGUUCAAGACUAUCGCCCAACUCGGCUUCAGGUUAAGCUCGGCAAGACUGACCUGGACAAGGAAUCUCCCACGGAAAGCACUUACGCCGUGUACCAGCGUGUGCUGCAUCCCCGCUGGGACCCUGAGCGUGACCUGUACAGCUAUGACCUGGCCCUCCUCCAACUCGAGCGUGUGGUGGACUUUCCUUCAGCCAACGGCUACAUCAACACCAUCUGUCUGCCUGAGCCCCGCGUCGACGCCCAGGGCUGGCUUACGCUCACCAGCUUCGGAUACGACCAGCAAGGCCGCCGCAACCGCCUGAUGCAAGAGGUCAACAUCCUGAAGCUCCGCGGUGACCAGUGUCCGCUGUUCAGGAACAAGCCGUACGCCUUUUGUGGAGUGGGCCAGAAAUCCGGCAUCUGCACGGGCGAUCGCGGCUCCCCCGUGGUACAGAUGGCCCCGACUGGAGAAUUCACCCUGGUGGGAGUCGCUAACGACUACCAGUGCCAACCGGGAGGCACCGACGUCUACACGCAGAUUUCCUACUUCCUCAAUUUCGUCUGCAACAUCCCCGUCGAGGUUUAGGACGAGCUCACGGCCCGCAGCGGCUGAACCCAGCAUCUUCAUUUCUGCACCGUCACUUCGCUUGUACAUAGCUCAUCCGGCGCAUCACGCGCUGUCAUAUCUUUCUCAUUGCAAGCCAUUGUAGACGACACAAGGGUUCACAGAUCGCUGUAACUUCCAGUGAUGGGUCAAUAAAACAUCUCUGCUGUGUA